Molecule: messenger RNA, 2332 nt
Organism: Pollicipes pollicipes
Lineage: Eukaryota; Metazoa; Arthropoda; Thecostraca; Pollicipedomorpha; Pollicipedidae
Product: reversion-inducing cysteine-rich protein with Kazal motifs
Exons: 14
Coding region: 70-2280 (736 amino acids)
Biological process (GO): extracellular matrix organization
Cellular component (GO): plasma membrane
Molecular function (GO): metalloendopeptidase inhibitor activity; protein binding
Source: RefSeq, a predicted model, not a curated record
CGGCCAUGCGCGCGCCCCCACUGCCUCCGCCGAGCGCUCGUGCACCGCCGCCACCGCUGACCGGUCGAGAUGCGGAAGACGCUGCCGGCGCUGCUGCCGGCGCUGCUGACGCUGCUGCUCCUGGACGUUGCAGGCGCGGCCGUUUCCUGGUCCGGAGCAGUCUGCUGUCGGGAGGCGCUGGUGCCUCGCUGCGUCGCCACGUGCAAGCGCGCCGCUUCUGCCGCCGACCUGCGCCGCUCAGGCCACUGCCGGCCCUCGCACGAGGCAGAGCUGUUCCGCUGCCUCAGCGACCGCAAGCGGGCUAAGGGCAGCAACGGGGACGGACUAGGUGAAGACGAGGACUUAUCUAAAGCGAAGCAGUGCUGCGCCGCCGCCGAGACCGCGCCGUGCCGCGCCGUCUGCGCAGAGUCGGAGGCGGCGUCGGCCGUCGGCCGGCCCGGGCCGUCCCAGCGCCUGCAGGGGAGCGCCUGCAGCAAGGAUGCAGCGUUCCGAUCGUGCGUGGGCGUUGAGCCGCCGGCGCCGGCGCGGCCGCUCUACCGGCUGGAGCUGCUCUGCUGCUCCCUGGCGGACACGGCCCCGUGCCGCCGACUCUGCAGAGACGCCUACAGCCUCGGCUGGCACCUGCAGGGACCGAGCUUCGAGCUCGAGUGCCUCAGCAGCGAAUACGGCGAGCCUCGCCUACGCCGCUGCGUCAGAGACGCGGAGGUGCCCUGCCAGCCCAACUCGGGCCGACUACGUUUCUGUCGCGACUUCACGGCCAGCAGCACGGGCCUGUACCGUCAUUGGGACCAGGAGUCCGACGACAAAGCCAAAAUGCAGUACAUUGAGUGGAUGCGGUCGGGAAAAUUUGGCGUGCCGUUCCGGAACCUGUCCAUCGUGACGACGGGCCAGUGCCGGGCGGAGCUGCGGCGGCUGGCCUGCUUCCUGCAGCUGCAGCCGUGCCGGGCGGAGGACCAUUCGGUGGGCGACGUCUGCAGGUCGGACUGUAUGCGCCUGUCGGAGCGCUGCCUGACGCCAUCCAGUGGCGGCGUGGUGGACAUUGCCGCCUUCUGUUCGCUUAUGGCCCAACCGGACCCUGACUGCGUCCGCAUGCCACCGCCAGAGGCGCUCUCGUCGGUACACUACCAGACCAGCAGUCCGUGUCUGCCGUCGCCGUGCGGACCCGGCGAGGUUUGCAGGGUCGGCCACCAGAACCAAUCCAGGCGUGUCUGCCGGCCAGGCUGUCGGCUGAGUUCUGUCACCGACCGGAUGGCGCCUGUCGGAUCUGCCGUGCUCUUGCCAUCUGUCGGGGAAAGCAACAAGCUCUCGCUGCUCAUGUGCACACCAGGGGGAGAGCUGGUGAAGUGCAGAAGCAUUACAAUACCGCGAAGCCUCUCGUGUAUUUCACUCGGGAGGCAAAUCAGCUCCGGGACCGUGGAGCAGCACGGCUGCCAGAGCUGCGUGUGCGUGGACGGCGAGCUCGUGUGUCGAACGGCCGCCGAGUGCGCCAAAGCCGUGCGGCCGCUCGCGCGCCGCUCCGGGCCGCGUGUGCCCACCUGUCUGCGGCUGCAGAACCACAGAUGCUCCAAGCCGCUGCUGCGGUAUGACCCGUGCGAGGUACAUCCAUGCCAGAGCGGGUACCGGUGCGAGCCGCAUCCGGAGCUUUGCGUGGACAGCCUCCAGCCAUGCGCCGAGCACACCUGCGUGCCGGAGACAUCGGAUGCCAUAGCUGACGCUGUAUCAGCGUGCGAGCAAUCCGUGGCCCCACUGAAUUCCGUCGAGGAAAGUACAUGGCGCCAACCCUACGUGGCUUGCCCGGUGGCUGCGGACAGGUGUGAAGUCCCCGGCGCCCACUGCACUACCUCACCCGACUGCCAAUCGCUAAACGCCAACUGCAGUCACGCGGCGCCGCCCUGCGGCCGCUCGCUGAGGCUGUAUUUCAGCGGCCGCCGCUUGGCGGCGCUGGGCGCGCGGCUGCCGGCGCGGGCAGCGCUGGCGGCGCUGCGCCACCUAGUGGGCACGAUGGAGUGUGUGCUGACCGGUCGGCUGGAAGCGCCACGCCAGCUGAUAGUGACGGUGACGCCAGAGCGCGCGGCGGCGGCGCGCGCCUGCCACCUCGAGGCCGACAAGCUGCGCGCGUGGCUGGCGUCCGGCAGCCCGGUGGCGGCCGCCGAGCCCAGCCUAUGGCCUGUGAUGCACGCCGAGCUGGCACCGGAGCCAGGCCGAGGGCGGGCUCCGGCCGGGGCGCCGCGGAGCCUGCUGCUCCUGUGCCUCACCGUGGGAGCCGUGCGGAUCCUGUGAUACAAAUGUAGCCCGAUGGAAUGCUAUUUAUUCAAUACAAGUGUUUGUAGAC